Penicillium psychrosexuale is the source of this 651-nucleotide messenger RNA. Its product is annotated as glutathione S-transferase family protein. The record is from RefSeq and is a predicted model, not a curated record. NCBI's taxonomy places the organism in Eukaryota, Fungi, Ascomycota, Eurotiomycetes, Eurotiales, Aspergillaceae. The coding region runs from base 1 to 651 and encodes 216 amino acids. The transcript has a single exon.
AUGUCUCUCAAGCCUAUCACCGUCUACGGGCAUGCCACGGGCCCCAAUCCCUGGAAAGUGAUCAUGAUCCUGGAAGAGCUGGAUAUCCCCUACAUCCACAAGUUCAUAAACUUCGCAGACAUGAAGAAAGAGCCAUUCGAGUCCAUCAAUCCCAACGGACGCGUCCCCGCGAUUGAAGACCCCAAUACCGACACCACCCUUUGGGAAUCCGGCGCGAUUCUCGAAUACUUGGUUGACACAUACGACAAGCAAAACACCAUCAGCUUUGCCGCCGGCUCCAAGGACUACUACCUCGCCAAGCAAUGGCUCCACUUCCAGGUGUCCGGUCAAGGUCCAUACUUCGGCCAGGCUGUUUGGUUCAGCCGCUACCACCCAGAGAAGGUGCAAAGUGCAAUUGACCGCUAUGUCAGCGAAAUCCGCCGUGUCUCUGGCGUGCUCAACCGGGCCCUCCAGGGGAAGCAGUAUCUCGUCGGUGACAAAUUCUCAUAUGUCGAUGCUGCUUUCGUUCCUUGGUAUCAGAUUACUGGCCGGUUUGGGAUUGAUAUGGGGAAGGAGUUCCCCAAUGUCGCUGCUUGGUUGAAACUGGUACAGGAACGUCCUGCUAUUGCUAAGACGGUUCAGGACCGGGCCGAGGCUUCCGUGCAGCAGUAG